AAUACUUAUAGACCUGACCGUUUGUUGUGAUGUGAUUAACAGAAUGCUCCAGCAGGCGGCGCUGUAACAUUAACUCCGCCUUAAACUCACAACCGAUGAAGAGGAGCUGCAGGUUUUUUUCUCACUUCAGCGUGAAAAUAUUCCUGUCUGGGUUUUAUUAAACAGAUUUGAUCCGUUGUCUGUAUUUGAGGAUGUUUACUACGUUCUCCUUUGAUGCCUGAGAAUUACAACCUUUAAGACCAAACCUUAUGAUGGAAUCAGCAGAGGUCCAACCAUGCUCUUUUAGAAACCCUCCACACACCCCUGCUCCUGCUGGCUCCCAGCUUUGUAGAGAUGUGCAGACAGAAACUUGUACAUCAGGCUCUGGGGGAAACAUCAACCCUGUGGACCAACAGAAACAUGUAAAGAAGGAUGAACCUGAGGAUGAAGGCUAUGUCUGUGAAGCAACGCCAGGCCCUGUGGGACACAUCACACCUGUGGAUGAACAGAAAUAUAUAAAAAAGGAAGAACCUGAAGAUGAAGAAUAUCUCUGUGGAGAAGCAUCAGGCUCUGUGGAAAAUGUAGCCCAGCAGAGAGGAUUUCAGAGCAAGGAUGUAAAAGAGGAAGAGUCUAAAGAUGAAGACUACCUCUGUACAACGACAGUCUUGGAAAAAGAUGAUGCCCAGUUACAAGUCUUCUCCUGCUUCUGGUGUUCACUUUCCUAUACAACUCAAAUUUGCCUCCACAAACACUUCACAAGUUGCCAUUCCGCGGAAUAUGAGAGACUGAUAAAAUCAGGAGAGGUAAUGUAUCAGAAUCUUAUGCCGGCCAGAAGCUCCACUAUUGAACACACAAUCUCUGGUACUCUGCAAAAGCAGAAAGAAAUCCAUCAGUGCUUGCAGUGUGGGAAGAAUUUUACUGACCAGAAAAAUCUCAGAAGACACCAGCACAUUCACACAGGAGAGAAACCACAUCACUGCUCACAGUGUGGGAAGAGUUUUGUUAGACAGAGUGAUCUCCAAAUACACCUGCGAAGUCACACGGGAGAGAAGCCUCAUCAGUGCUCAGAGUGUGGGAAGAGUUUCACCCAACACAGUAGUCUCCAACGACAUCAGCGCAUUCAUAAUGGAGAAAAGCCAUAUCACUGCUCAGAGUGUGGGAAGAGUUUUAAGCAACAGAGUCAUCUCCAGACACAUCAGCGCAUUCAUACAGGAGAGAGGCCGUAUCACUGCUCAGAGUGUGGGAGGAGUUUUAUUCAACAAAGUGAUUUCCAAACACACCAGCGCAUUCACACAGGAGAAAGGCCUUAUCACUGCUCACAGUGUGGGAAGAGUUUUGCCCAACACAGUAGUCUCCAGCGACACCAACGCGUUCACACAGGAGAGAAGCUGUAUCGCUGCUCACAGUGUGGGAAGAGUUUUAUUCAACAAAGUGAUCUCCAGACACACCAGCGCAUCCACACAGGAGAGAAGCCAUAUCACUGCUCACAGUGUGGGAAGAGUUUUGCCCAUCCCAGUAGUCUUCAACGGCACCAACGCAUUCACACAGGAGAAAGGCCGUAUCACUGUUCACAAUGUGGGAAGAGUUUUAAUCGACAGAGUACUUUCAAAGCACACCAGUUCAUUCACACAGGAGAAAAGCCACAUCAGUGUUCAGAGUGUGGAAUCAGUUUUGCCCAUCACAGUAGUCUACAACGACACCAACGUGCUCACACAGGAGAGAAGCCGUAUCACUGUUCAGAUUGUGGGAAGAGUUUUAUUCAACAAAGUGAUCUCCAGACACACCAGGUCAUUCACACAGGAGAGAAGCCCUAUAGCUGCUCACAGUGUGGGAAGAGUUUUACUCGACAGAGUGCUCUGAAAGCACACCAGGUCAUUCACACAGGACAGACAUAUGAUGUUAGGAUCAUGCCAUUUAAUCAUAACACUGUAGACCCCAAAGACCUUAUAAUGGAAUCAGGAGAGUCCAGACUGUGCUCUUUUACAAAACCACCACACAGUUAUUCUCCUACUAGCUCACAGAGCUUGCGGCAGAUGUACAGCAUGGUGCGCUCCUCCCCCUCCACCACCUGGGACAACAUGGCCCCCAAGCCUCUAUCCGACACAUCUGUCUGCCAAACAAAGGGGAGAGAGAAGUCAGGAGGACAGGGGGAGGGUGGGGAGAACAGGGGGAAGAAUAAGAGUAAGAGGGAGGGAGAAGAGGGGGCUCGUAUGCUCCAGAUAUGCCACCAAGUGAUCUUCCACCUGCUGGACCGCCUUGUCUAUCGGGGUAACGAACUGCUCCGGCACCACAAGGUCGACCACAUCCUCGGCGCCACACUCCUCUGGCAGCAGCCACCUUCGACAGGUGUCUCGGAGCUGUUGAGCAAAUGCGAAUGCACAGAACACUCGUUAGCCAAACUCUGCACAGGUGUGUGGUCCUUGCCACUCACUUUUUCUGGCUCUGUCCUCCAUUCACAAACUGACACGUGCCUACGUCUCCGCUUCCACAAAAGGAUUAAUAUCAUAAAAAUCCAGGUCUGUCAUCAGAUCAGUGCACAGCUUUGUGGAGAUGUGCGAACAGAAGCUCAUACAGAUUCAGUUGGAGGGACAUCAGGCUCUGUGGGAGACAUCAGCCCCAUGCACCAACAGAAAUAUAUAAAAAAGGAAGAGCCUGAAGCUGAAAGCUAUGUCUGUGAAGCAACAUCAGCCUCUAUGGAAGACAUCACACCUGUGGAUGAACAGAAAUAUAUAAAACAGGAAGAACCUGAAGAUGAAGACUACCUCAGUGGUGGGACAUCAAGUUCUGUGGAAAACGUAGACCAACAGAGAGAAGAAUUUCAAAGCAUGCAUGUAAAAGAUGAAGACUACCUCUGUACAACGACAGUGUGGGAAAUGAAUGAUGUCCAGUUACAAGUCUUCUCCUGCUCCUGGUGUCCACUUUCCUAUACAUCUCAAAUUUACCUUCACAAACACAUUAGAAGAUGCCACCUUGAGGAAUAUGAGCGACUCAUAAAAUCAGGAGAGAUAAAAUAUGAGAAUCUUAUUACUGCGAGAAGCUUUAAUAUUCCAAGAACCAUUUCUUGUGCUCUCGACAGUACCGCCUCUAAUCAACCAAUGCAGAAAGAAAUGUAUCUGUGCCCACAAUGUGGGACGAAUUUUACUGACCAAACAAGUCUCAGACAACAUCAGUACAUUCACACAGGAGAGAAGCCACAUCGUUGCACAGAGUGCGGGAAAAGUUUUUCUCGACAGUGUUUUCUCAAACAGCACCAGCGCAUUCACACAGGUGAGAAGCCGUAUCAUUGCUCAGAGUGUGGGAAGAGUUAUUCUCGACAGAGUGUUCUCGAACAACACCAGCGCAUUCACACAGGUGAGAAGCCAUAUCAUUGCUCAGAGUGUGGUAAGGCUUUUGCCCAACAUGGUAGCCUCCAACAACAUCAACGCAUUCAUAAUGGAGAAAGGCCUUAUCACUGCUCAGAGUGUGGGAAAUGUUUUGUUCGACAAAGUGCUCUUCAAAUACACCUUCGCAUUCACACAGGAGAGAAGCCGUAUCACUGCUCACAGUGUGGGAAGAAUUUUAUGCGACAGAGUGAUCUCCUAAUACACCAGCGCAUUCACACAGGAGAGAAGCCGCAUCACUGCUCAGAGUGCGGGAAGAAUUAUUCUCGACGGAGUGUUCUCGAACAACACCAGCGCAUUCACACAGGUUUGAAGCCUUAUCACUGCUCGGAGUGUGGCAAGUGUUUUGCCCAACAUGGUACUCUCCAAAGACAUCAGCGCAUUCACAAUGGAGAAAAGCCGUAUCACUGCUCGGAGUGUGGAAAGUGUUUUGCCCAAAACGGUACUCUCCAACGACACCAGCGUGUCCACAAUGGAGAAAACUGCACUGAGAUUUAUACAACACCAAUGAAUUCAAAUAGCGUGGAAACUCUUUGUAGGGAUGUGCAGACAGAAACUUGUACAUCAUGCUGUGUGGGAAACAUCAACCCUGUGGACCAACUGGAACAUGUAAAGAAGGAUGAACCUGAGGAUGAAGGCUAUGUCUGUGAAGCAACGCCAGGCCCCGUGGGACACAUCACACCUGUGGAUGAACAGAAAUAUAUAAAAAAGGAAGAACCUGAAGAUGAACACUAUCUCUGUGGAGAAACAUCAGGCUCUGUGGAAAGUGUAGCCCAGCAGAGAGGAUUUCAGACCAAGGAUGUAAAAGAGGAAGAAUCUAAAGAUGAAGACUACCUCUAUACAACGACAGUCUUGGAAAAAGAUGAUGCCCAGUUACAAGUCUUCUCCUGCUUCUGGUGUUCACUUUCCUAUACAACUCAAAUUUGCCUCCACAAACACUUCACAAGGUGCCACUCUGAGGAAUAUGAGAGACUGAUAAAAUCAGGAGAGGUAAUGUAUCAGAAUCUUAUGCCGGCCAGAAGCUCCACUGUUCAUCACACAAUCUCUGGUACUCUGCAAAAGCAGAAAAAAAUCCAUCAGUGCUUGCAGUGUGGGAAGAAUUUUACUGACCAGAAAAAUCUCAGAAGACACCAGCACAUUCACACAGGAGAGAAACCACAUCACUGCUCACAGUGUGGGAAGAGUUUUGUUAGACAGAGUGAUCUCCAAAUACACCUGCGCAGUCACACAGGAGAGAAGCCUCAUCACUGCUCAGAGUGUGGGAAGAGUUUCGCCCAACACAGUAAUCUCCAACGACAUCAGCGCAUUCAUAAUGGAGAAAAGCCAUAUCACUGCUCAGAGUGUGGAAAGAGUUUUAAGCAACAGAGUCAUCUCCAGACACAUCAGCGCAUUCAUACAGGAGAGAGGCCGUAUCACUGCUCAGAGUGUGGGAGGAGUUUUAUUCAACAAAGUGAUCUCCAAACACACCAGCGCAUUCACACAGGAGAAAGGCCUUAUCACUGCUCACAGUGUGGGAAGAGUUUUAAUCGACAAAGUACUUUCAAAGCACACCAGUUCAUUCACACAGGAGAAAAGCCGCAUCACUGCUUACAGUGCGGAAUGAAUUUUGCCCAUCACAGUAGUCUACAACGACACCAACGUGUUCACACAGGAGAGAAGCCGUAUCACUGUUCAGAUUGUGGGAAGAGUUUUAUUCAACAAAGUGAUCUCCAGACACACCAGGUCAUUCACACAGGAGAGAAGCCGUAUUACUGCUCACAGUGUGGGAAGAGCUUUACUCGACAGAGUACUCUGAAAGCACACCAGGUCAUUCACACAGGACAGACAUAUGAAGUUAGGAUCAUGCCAUUUGAAAUUUGAAUUUAAAUCUAAAAAAUCUGCAUUUGAAUGUCGAUAUUUUGAAUUUGUACCCAAUCCAAAUAGAAAUGGUAUGUUUCUAUGCUUACUUUAACCAAUGUUCUCAAACUGAUAUAGCUAACAUUUCUUAUCUUUUCUACCAAGUUUUAAUUGUUUAAAAAAUUUUAAUGUCAGCAGCUGACAUUAAUAGAUCAUUUCGGUUAGUAUUAUACCAAGUACUAAUGGUAUAGGCUAUUAAUUUAAUGGUAUAAUAAUACAGAGGAAGCAGGACAUGGACAACAGAAGAUGAGCUGCAGUUUUUUUUUUUUGUGUUCCUGUGUAGUUAAUACAUAGUGAAAGAGGAGCUAAAUGGCUAAAUUAUAAUAUUAUUUAAUAAUAUAAUAAAUCACAUGCUUGACGUUCAUGUUGUUUUAAUUUAAAUGUCUGUUUUGUAGUUUUUUUAGUGAUUUAUUUGGUGUCUACAUGUGUUUAUGUUUACCAUUUAAAUGAUUGUGAAUCAUUGUGAUUAAAGGAAGAGGAUCUUAUUUGAAAUUUCUCCAUGUACAGAAAUACAGGUUUAUAAAUGUACUUUUUUAAAUGUACAAAAGCCAGUUUUCUAUUUAUUUAAACUUUAUUUAAAGCUGUUUUGUUGCUGAAUGUUUGUGAUUAAAAAAAACAAUAAAAGUGAU
Messenger RNA from Pangasianodon hypophthalmus (striped catfish), 5884 nucleotides. RefSeq names its product zinc finger protein 850-like. The transcript is spliced from 19 exons. The coding region runs from base 249 to 5219 and encodes 1656 amino acids. NCBI's taxonomy places the organism in Eukaryota, Metazoa, Chordata, Actinopteri, Siluriformes, Pangasiidae. The record is from RefSeq and is a predicted model, not a curated record.